CUGCCUGUGGAGAAGGCAUGGGAUGUGUUGAGACCUGUCCUAACCAGCUGUUCCAAGUCACCAGGCACCUAAGAGACAUUGACGAAAAGUUCCAGAGUUUCCGGGAACUUUUCCAAAGAGUUGGUGCCACAUUUCCAAGUCCUGUCGAAGUUAAAUUGACUGACUUGCUUCAGGCCAUUUCCUCCUUCCUCAGCAAGUAUCCAGCCUUGAAUGGCAGCCAGGCCAUCCAGCCAGCCACUGCUUCGCUCAUCACCUGUGUGAACGAUCUCAACAGCCAAUCAAAAGGGACUGAAAACAAGAAACGCUACAGUGAGAUUUUUCGGAGCCUGGAUGCACUGGAAAUUUCAAUUGGAAAUGCGGCAGUUGAUAUGUUCAUUGAUGAUACUAAUGAUACUAAUGACAAUGAUACUCAAGUCUCAAACUCACAGCAGGAAAAUCUACAGCCAGAAAUUUUCCAUAAAUGUGAAAAAAAUAUGGAGGAAGGAGAACCAGGAAACAUCUCAGUGGAAGAGGCUGACGAGAUGCUGAUCAAGUGUGAUGGUGGUGUGGAAGCAGCCCUGGGUUAUGCCAAGAUGUGGUGCAAAUAUAUCAAGGAGCUGCUGAACUGGGUAGACAAACGCCUUGCUUAUGAGGUUGAAUUUGCAAAGAACAUCCUGAAGAUUGCUGAAGCUGGCCGAAGUGCCAUUUUUUCUCAGAACUGCAUGCCUCUCCAGACUCUGUACACCAUGGUUAUGGAGCAUGACAUAAAGGCAGGGAAUGUAGCCCUUGAAACAGCUUCAGUGUUGCAUGUGAAAGAAUACUAUGAGCCUCUUUGGGCCAAGAGGAAUGAAAUUGAGAAAUGGCGAAAGGAAUUCAAAGACCAGUGGCAAAAGGAGCAGAAAAGGAUGAAUGAUUCUUUAUCCUCUAUGCGCAAGUCCCGCAUCCAUUAUCUCCAGCGCUGUGAGGAUCUGGAGAAGGCCAAAGUGUUAAGUGCCAAGGCAGAAGAAGAAUGCCAGGGCAUGACAGGCAGUGGUAACAAGCAACUGGAGAAGCGUCGCCGUUACAGAGUUGAAGCACAAUUCAAGGUUCAGGAAUCAGAAGCCAUCUAUAAGGGAUGUGUCUUUGAUGCAAACAAUCGCCGUCAGGAACUGGAGAAAGCCAGGGAGAGAAUCAUCUCCCACAUCCGCAAACUAGUGUACCAAGGUGAUGAGGUACUGACACGGGUGACACUGAGGAUGUUUAAGCUUCAGCAAGCCCAAGCAGAAAGAAUCCCUGUUGGAUACCAGAACCUGACUGAGUUCUGUAAGCCCUACAAAGUUGGGGAGAAAUACCUGGAAUUCAUUCAGAAGCUGCAGAGGAAAGAACUACCCGUGGAGAUUUACAAAUUUGAGGAAUUUGCCCCUUCAGGGCAAAGGUCACCCUCCAGUGCUAAAAGAAAGAAUGCCGCACAAUAUAUUCGUAUCUCAUCCUCUGCUGUUGACCUCAGCAACUCCUCAGAGGAAGCUUCUGGGAAGCCAUCUUCCUCAAGUAGUGAGCAAAGUGCCAACAAAUCCUUCUGCAGUGACACAGAGAGCCUGGGAGGAAGUACAGAGUGCCAGUCCUUGGAUUCAUCCACGUCUAGUCCAGAUCUCAAUGAUGUAUCGGAAAAUGGCUUGCCCCAUGGCCUGCUGAAGAACAUAAAGCUGUCAAGUGCGGCUCAGACUCACCGGCUGCGGAAGCUGCGGGGCCCUUCAAAAUGCAGAGAGUGUGAGAACUUCGUUGUCAAUGGCCUUGAAUGUGAGGAGUGCUUGCUGGCCUGUCACAAGAAAUGCCUUGAGACGCUUCUCAUCAACUGUGGCCACCAGAAGUUGCCAGCACGGGUGUCGCUCUUUGGGAUUGAUUUCAUUCAAGUACCACGAGAUUUCUCAGAGGAGGUGCCAUUCAUUGUGGUGAAGUGUACUUCGGAGAUUGAAAGUCGUGCUCUGGGAGUGCAGGGACUCUACCGCAUUAGUGGAUCCAAAGCACGCAUGGAAAGGCUGUGCCAGGCUUUCGAGAAUGGACGAAGACUGGUGGAGCUCUCGGAUCAUUCGCCCCAUGACAUCACUGGAGUCCUGAAACAUUUCCUUAAGGAGCUUUCUAGCCCUGUGCUCCCUUUCGAGCUUUAUGAUGAUUUCAUGGCCCUCUCAAGGAAUUUACAGAGACUCGAAGACAGAUCAGGGGAUGAUUCUGAGACACUUGUAGAUCCCAUCAAGAGCGCAAAGGACUUACUGAGCAAAUUGCCAGCAACAAAUUACAACACUUUACGACACCUCAUUGCUCACUUGUACAGGGUGGCUGAAAAAUACGAAGAGAACAAGAUGUCUCCCAACAAUCUGGGGAUCAUCUUUGGCCCAACACUAAUCCACCCUCCCUUUAGCAACGACAUUUCCCUGUCAAGUCUGGUGGACUCAGCGUACCAGUCCCAGCUGGUUGAGUUUCUCAUUCUGAACUAUGAAAGGAUCUUUGGGAUGGAUGACUUACCUUUGACGGGACUUUGUGAACGUGAAAACUCAUUGAAAGAAGCAAAUGCCAAUGAUACUCUUUCAAGCAACGAAAGAGAUCUUGAUGUGUCUUCUGAGAAGAAUCCUUCCAAGUUGUAUCUGGAUGAGGAGGAAGAUGUGCCUGAGGAUUGUUCUAGCACUGAGGACAGGCAGAAGGAAAGCAUGGAGGAAACACACUUCCCUGAAAGCGGAGGCACCGUAGAGCUGAACAGCAGAGCCAACACCAAACCAAAGGAUUCUCUACUUGACACAGAUGCCACAAUCAGCCAGCAGUCCAGGGGCCACUUCAGCCGGAUGCCUGUGAAACAUCCUCGGACCAUCAUCCCAAAGGCAGCUACCAUGCCCCUUCUGGCCACUUCCCUUUCUAGCUCAGAAACAGAUGGUGGUCUCCUGGAACAAGGGGCAAGCAGACGCAGUGCCUCUCCAGAUCCACGUGGGAAAUGCAAGCACUUUGAGAUCACCCCAGAAACUGCCAGGAUUGUCUCUAAGCUCCAGCCUCUUCAGGGAAGUCCAGACUGCCAUCCAGCUGAGAUGGGGAUGCCACUGCAAGGGAGGCCUGUGGAUUCACUGGUAGAAAGUCAGGCUGAAUCCUGAGCAACUAGACAUUCUUUUUCUGGAAGCAAACUGCACCAGAGGGCUAGAAAAAUCUCACUUUUUAGAGACAAUUUGGAAUAAAAAAAAUAGCAUCAUCUGCCAAAGCAGAAUACAGCAGUCCACAGCUCUCUGAGAAUCUGACAGUUGCACUUAAAAAUUUGAGAAGAAACAGCUUUGAGUGCGUUUACUACGAGUGUAGAAUUCUUCCUCCACAUUUAACUGCUGCAUUUUGUCAGCUGGUCAUGUUUGCGAAGUUAUCUCCAAAGUAAGGGAAUGAGCCAGGGGGGAAAUGAUGGGACUCUAUAGGCUACAAGUCCAGUGGUCCAAGCUCUCAAAAUGGGGCUGAUACUGUUUCUUCAAGUGGGACUCAGCACUCCCGGGGAUGCUUGGUAGGAUGGAAGAUUUCUGGAGGCAAAAGGACAAAUGCUGGGGAAAUCUCAUAACACUGUUUGAAGUACUAAUGAUGUUGUGAGUACAAUAUGGCUAUUUUUUCCCCAAGCCAUAUG
Molecule: messenger RNA, 3598 nt
Organism: Sceloporus undulatus (fence lizard)
Lineage: Eukaryota; Metazoa; Chordata; Lepidosauria; Squamata; Phrynosomatidae
Gene: GMIP
Product: GEM interacting protein
Exons: 21
Coding region: 18-3092 (1024 amino acids)
Biological process (GO): activation of GTPase activity; negative regulation of GTPase activity; signal transduction
Cellular component (GO): plasma membrane
Molecular function (GO): GTPase activator activity
Source: RefSeq, a predicted model, not a curated record